Stegostoma tigrinum is the source of this 2518-nucleotide messenger RNA. RefSeq names its product ral guanine nucleotide dissociation stimulator-like 1. The transcript has 6 exons. Lineage: Eukaryota; Metazoa; Chordata; Chondrichthyes; Orectolobiformes; Stegostomatidae. Bases 1897 to 2247 code for a protein of 116 amino acids. The record is from RefSeq and is a predicted model, not a curated record.
ACUGAAUAUGCCUGGAGCCCAGCUUCAGACAUUGUAGAUAUUUUGGUUUCUGAUUUACCAAAACAUCCUGGAUUCUGGAAAAGUCUGAGUUCAGUAGAAAUUAGCAGUUGUAACACUGCUAUGUAAGAAAGAAGGAGGAGCAAAAAUAAGGAAUAAAGCCAGUUAACAUGAUUUCAAUCAGUUGGGAAAGUGCUUAAUAAUGUCUCUUCAUUACGUAUGUUUUAGCAAUGCUUUUAAAACAAAAAUCGUAUCAUCUGAUUAAAUCAACGUGGUCAAUCCAGAAGAAGACUUUCCAUGAUGGAGACAGGGCAGUUGCAGGUAAGUUCAAGGUCACCCUGGGGCCAGGCAUGUUUGACAAUUUCAUUCCUUCUUGAUAGUCAAACAAGUGAGGUCGCAAAGAGGAAACCAACAGCUGCAUAACACCUGGAUUCCCAAGAGGCAUUUUGUAGGGUGUCACACUGGUGGCUAAUAGAUAAGAGAAGGGCUCUGGAACUGAAGGUAAUGUAUGAGCAUGAAUAGAGAGUUGGUGAACAUGCAGGACAUAACAGUAAGUGUUGUUGUGACUGUGAUGAGAGGAGUGCAAAGGAUUCGAAGGUCAAUGUAAAGGUUGAAUUAACCUCCAGGAUGUUUUUAAUGGACUUUCAGGACAGAUGAGACCAUCCUUCCUCUUGACAGCUGACCAGCCAGUCUGGCCACCAAAUAAAUUAAUAGACGUAUUGGUCACAUGUGGGCAGGCCUCCUGGUGCCUUCACCUCCAUGGGCAAUAUACCAGGAAGACUGUUAAGGGAAGAUGGCGGAGAUGGGAAACUGCAUCCAUGACAUGAUGCCCACGUUUACAAACAAGCCCUCCCCACAUGACAACCGCGUACACAGAGAUGAAGUGGAAAACAGCAGUGUAAUUAGAACUAACACUAAUUGAAGCGGAGGGAAAGGAGCAAUACAUUCGUGGUAUCACUCUUGGUUGUGAGAAGAGUUUUGAGGUAAUUUGAAUUCAAUAUAUACUGGACACUAUUUGUAAAGAAAUUGGAUUUUAGUACGAAUUUCAAAGACGGGAAAACUGGAAAAAUGAUGUGAAUGUGGGGUAACCCGAUUGAAUUGAUGCGUGUAUGUUGUGGGUCACAAUGGUUCCAGUACUUGCCAAAACCAAAAUUAUAUUGGCCACAUUUUUGUGUCCACUCUUUGAUGGAGCAAAAUGUUUCUUCUGGUCUUUGCUGAAGGUGAUAUUAGCAGGGAAAAUGUUCAUCUCGGAUGACCACAAGAUCCCAUUAUCACAACAAUUUGCAAAAAAAACAAGAAUGGAAUUCUCCCGUAUAAAUCAUCUACUAUUUAUCCCUCAGUGAAUGUUGUUUCAAUGGAGAAACUAGUCAUUACCAAUUGUUAUUCAUGAAAACGUGCUUUCUGCACAUUAACCAGUGCCUUUCCUACAUUACAGCAGCCAAAAAAUAGUAUUUGGAUGAAAAAGGCCCUUUGGGAAAUCAUUCCAAAUGUUCAAGGAGUUGAAUUAGAGCAAAGCUUCGUUGAGUUUCAUUUUGAACUGAAGUAUCUGAAGGGUGAUGUCCUGGCUGCUCAGUUGACAAGUUAAAAUGUUAAAUUGUUGAAGGAAGACCAAGUAGACAGUGAAGAGGCAAAUGAAUAUUUGACAUAUAUAAUGAGGCUGAAGUCAGCAGUUGAUAUUUUUUGGUCUAGUAUUUAAGUGUGAUCGUACUCUUUCUCUUUUCAUGUUGAAUUUGGCUUUUACUUUUAUGGUGUUUUCAUUUGUCUUUUAGGUUUGACGAUACUUCACCUUUCUCAUUCCUCAGACUCCAACCCACUUUGAUUCUGAAAGAUUUGACUGUUAUUUCCGGUCAGUCAGCUUGCCGAAGCAGUCAGAUUUCCGUCAUACUACUCUGAAUAAAAAUGGCAUCAGGAGAUGAGCUUCCAUCACAUCUCGCUGUCGAUACCUCCAACGUUCAAAUUCUUAACUCUGAGACCUCAAAAAGACUCGUCGAAAAUUUUGUAAUCGCUCUCAUGAACAAGGAGCGUUUCUACAUCCGCACAUUCUUUUCGACAUACAAAGCAUAUACCACUGCUGAAAGUGUGUUGUACAUCCUCCUGGACAAAUAUGGGAGCUUUGACACCUCAGAGGCAGAAGAGAUUCCAGUAAUCGAUUCAGUGAGCACAAACAGCGGAAACAAUGCUAACAUUCCGAGCUGUGAGGAGCUUGAAAAUCCAAUUCCUCCAGAGACAGUAGCUGAGAUCAGAAAGUAAGUAUUGAUCCAAUGUAUGAGGAAAUGAUGCUUUCAUCAGAAUACAACUAUGUGAAGGGCAACCUCUGGAGGCCGCCAUUUUCAGGAACAUGAUUUAGAGACUUUCUCCUGAAACUUAGCAGCAUCUGUGGUGAGAAAGCAGAGUGGGCAUUUUGAGUUGAGGUUCCCAUGUUCAGAACUUCGCAUCUCUGAAGACGUGUCGCUUGGCUCAACUUGAACUCUGUUUUCUGUCUGUAGAUGCUGCAAAACCUGUAGAGUUUCUCCAGCAAUGU